Molecule: messenger RNA, 2766 nt
Organism: Cuscuta europaea
Lineage: Eukaryota; Viridiplantae; Streptophyta; Magnoliopsida; Solanales; Convolvulaceae
Source: the annotation of a GenBank genome assembly
AACACCUUGAAAUGAUCUACAGGCAAACUUCCGAACAAACCCUUGCGAUUCUAGAACUAUCCAUGCCUCGCUCUUAAACCCCCUAUCUUCCGCUCCAUGUGUUUCGCACCUCUAAAUACUUUCAUCAUCUUCUGGUUAAACCCUACCCUCCAAAACACACACACCAAUGGCCCCUGCGAUAAGCCGGAGUGUAGCUUCCUUUGCUGCUCUUCCAUGUACUCCGUCUUUUGCUCAGAAGACUUCCAGUUCCAACAGGCUAGCCUUAAAAGGCGCUUUCUUGCCCAGAAAUGGAAUCAAGAACAGGCUAUCUAGCUCAGCGUUAAAUUGGAAGCUUGGGAGGAGAGAUGGUCUGGUUGUGGUUAAGUGUGCGGCAUCUGCCGUGGCUGAAAAGGAAGCUCCUGAGAGCUCUGGAGAGACACAUGAGUACCAGGCUGAGGUCAGUCGCUUGAUGGACUUGAUAGUUCACAGUCUAUAUAGUCACAAGGAAGUCUUUCUUCGUGAACUUGUUAGUAAUGCAAGUGAUGCACUGGACAAGUUAAGGUUUUUGAGCGUGACUGAUCCUUCUCUACUUGGAGAUGCUGGUGAGCUUGAGAUUAGGAUCAAACCUGACCCAGACAAUGGGACCAUCACCAUAACUGAUACUGGGAUAGGAAUGACUAAGGAAGAGCUCAUAGAUUGUCUUGGAACCAUUGCACAGAGUGGUACUAAAAAGUUUUUGAAUGCUCUCAAGGAGAAUAAAGACCUUGGAGCAGACAAUGGGUUGAUUGGUCAAUUUGGUGUUGGAUUUUAUUCUGCCUUCUUGGUUGCUGAAAAGGUUGUUGUUUCCACGAAGAGUCCUAGAUCCGACAAGCAAUAUGUUUGGGAAUCUAUUGCUGAUAGCAGCUCAUACAAGAUUAGGGAAGAAACUGACCCUGAAAAGCUCCUUCGUAGGGGGACACAAAUUACUCUCUAUUUGAGGGAGGAUGACAAGUAUGAGUUCUCAGAGCCUAAGAAAAUUCAAGAUUUGGUGAAGACUUACUCACAAUUUGUUUCAUUCCCCAUCUACACUUGGCAAGAGAAGUCGAGAACUGUAGAUGUGGAAGAAGAAGAGGAACCAAAGGAAGGAGAAGAAAAGACUGAGGGGGAGAAGAAAAAGACAAAGAAGACCAAAACUGAAAAGUAUUGGGACUGGGAAUUAGGAAAUGAUACUAAACCUAUAUGGAUGCGAAACCCUAAGGAAGUUGAGAAACAACAGUACCAUGAAUUCUACAAGAAUACAUUUAAUGAAUUCUUGGAUCCAGUUGCUUAUACUCAUUUCAGCACAGAGGGAGAGGUGGAAUUUAGAAGUGUCCUUUAUAUCCCUGGCAUGGCACCUCUGAAUAAUGAAGAUGUCGUGAAUCCAAAGACGAAGAACAUAAGGAUGUAUGUCAAGCGUGUGUUCAUUUCUGAUGAUUUUGAUGGAGAAUUGUUCCCGAGGUACCUGAGCUUUGUAAAAGGUGUGGUGGACUCUGAUGACCUUCCUCUUAAUGUUUCAAGAGAAAUCCUUCAGGAAAGCCGAAUUGUUAGGAUAAUGAAAAAGAGACUAGUGAGGAAAACAUUUGACAUGAUUCAGGAUCUUUCUGAAAGUGAGAACAAAGAGGACUACAAAAAAUUCUGGGAGAACUUUGGUAAAUUUUUGAAAUUAGGAUGUGUUGAAGACAGUGGGAAUCACAAGCGCAUAACACCAUUGCUUCGGUUUUUCUCCUCCAAGAAUGAGGAGGAGCUAAUAAGUCUGGAUGAUUAUGUUGAGAACAUGGCAGAGAAUCAGAAAGCCAUAUACUAUUUGGCUUCAGACAGCUUGAAAAGUGCGAAAAAUGCUCCUUUCUUGGAGAAACUUGUCCAAAAGAACAUUGAGGUUUUGUACCUGGUUGAUCCAAUUGAUGAAGUUGCUAUACAGAAUCUACAAACAUACAAGGAGAAAAAGUUUGUUGAUAUAAGCAAGGAGGAUUUGGAGCUAGGUGACGAGGAUGAGGUAAAAGACAGGGAAGUGAAGCAAGAGUUCAACCUCCUCUGUGACUGGAUAAAACAACAACUGGGGGAUAAAGUAGCAAAGGUUCAGGUUUCAAAGCGUUUAAGUUCAUCUCCAUGUGUUCUCGUCUCUGGCAAGUUUGGAUGGUCUGCAAACAUGGAAAGGUUGAUGAAGGCUCAAACCCUUGGAGACACCACCAGUUUAGAGUUUAUGAGGGGUAGAAGAAUAUUGGAGAUCAAUACUGAUCAUCCCAUUGUCAAAGAUCUAAGUGCUGCGUGCAAAAAUGCACCCGAUAGUGAUGAAGCAAAGAGAGCGGUUGAUCUGUUAUACGAGACAGCAUUGAUCUCCAGUGGCUUCACUCCUGACAGUCCAUCUGAGUUGGGGAACAAGAUAUAUGAGAUGAUGGCAAUGGCUCUUGGAGGAAGGUGGGGCAGGUCGGAUGAAGAAGACACUAAGGAGACACCUGUAGGUGAGGAAUUGUCAGAGGGUAGCGAAAGUUCUUCUUCACCUGAUGACUCGGAAGCACCACCUGUCGAGCCGUCAGAAGUAAGAGUUGAGAGUGAUCCCUGGAGCGAGUGAUUAUUUAAGCGAUGAAAGUGUUUUUCUGCAAAGGAAUUUGUUUUCACGUUAUUCUGGGUGGGUCAUAUUCUCUCGGUAGAAGAGUUGUAUUUGAGAUCUUUUUGGGUAAAUGGUUGAUUAAUAAAAUAUCCUUUUUUCUGAAUGAUUCAUGGCACGCGAUAUAUCAUAUAUCAAACAUGCAUGCACUCACGCACAUCGGC